AUGACCAUCAGUGUAUCAUGGCGGUGGCCAUUUUGGAUCUAUACGAUUGUGACAGGCCUCGCUCUCGUAGGGAUUAUCUUCUUCGGCGAGGAAACAUAUUACGACCGACAAAUUCCACUAUCAGAGCAGCCGACCCCUCGGUCUCGGUGGCUGCGGCUAGUGGGAGUUGAACAGUGGCAAUCACUCUCACAAAGGAACACAUUAUACCAAGCUAUUUCACGGUCUUUCGCGGUACUGAAGAAACCAGUUAUUUUACUAACGAAUCUCUACUACAUCUGCAUCUUUGCAUGGCUCGUUGCCAUCAACGCGACAAUUCCCAUCUUUCUUGUUCCCCUGUACAAUUUUGGGCCUAAGCAGAUAGGUACGUCCGAAGGCUCCGAUUUUUUCCCUCUGAUGCAAGCCCUGGGUCAGGAAGAAAAUACUGAUAUGGCUAAAUCGGGUUUUAUGUAUUUUUCUCCCGUCGUCGCAUCCAUCUUGGCAUAUGCCCUAGGCCACUGGCUUCAUGACGCUCUGGCCAAGUUCUCCAUGCGACGAAACGAAGGCCGAUUUGACCCCGAAUCACGGCUCAUAAUCGUGUGGCUCGCCAUGCCGUUUAUGCUCUCGGGUUUGGUGUUAGUUGGCUUCGCAUUCCAAUACCAUUACCACUACAUGCUACUCGCACUGGGCUGGGGGUUCCACACAUUUGGGGUGAUUAUCAACUCCGCUAGCGUGAAUAUGUAUGUGCUGAAUUGCUACCCGGAGGCCAGUGGUGAAGUUGGAAUGUGGAUCAACUUCUCCCGCACCGCUGGGGGGAUUUACUAUCAGUUAUUUCCAGGUUGA
Penicillium concentricum is the source of this 819-nucleotide messenger RNA. RefSeq lists its product as uncharacterized. The record is from RefSeq and is a predicted model, not a curated record. Gene Ontology annotation, biological process: transmembrane transport. Lineage: Eukaryota; Fungi; Ascomycota; Eurotiomycetes; Eurotiales; Aspergillaceae. Bases 1 to 819 code for a protein of 272 amino acids. Gene Ontology annotation, molecular function: transmembrane transporter activity. The transcript has a single exon.